AACAAAUUUGAGUUCGCGCUCAGUGGAGCGGGAUUAUUGGGUUCUUAGAUAUCUCAGCCGUCGUCUCUCUUCCUCUCUGAGGCGGCGAUCACCGGGAAAAGAGGACUGCAUCCAAACGCGGCAGCUGGUUGCAGUCUAGGACAUGACUUGCACAAAGAGAUGGACUGUAACCUAUACGAAGCACAUGAAGCAGAAGAGAAAAGUUUAUCAGGACGGGGUAUUGGAGCAAAGUGCUUCAGGUAACAAGGUAAUGUUGUAUGAUGACAGUGAGAAACUCAUAGAUAGCAGGUUUUUCAAGAAAGGUGAGGUGGUUGAAUGUGGCAGAACGCUGACCAUGGAAGCCCAUCUUGUUGAUAUUGGAGAUCCCGAAGCAAAUCACAAACCUCUUACAAAUUUAAAUAUCAGCAGAACAGAUAAGAAAUUAAAUGAAAUGGCUGGCCUGCAGGGACAAAACGAAAACAGAAAAAGCAUGUUGCAGAGUAAACGACCGAAUAAAGUUUUAAAUGCGAUAAAUUGCAGCAUCAGAGAUAACAAGAAAAACACAUCGGAUGGUAGACCACCGCAGAAACAUUCAGUUGCCGUACCAAGAAGCAUUACAGUGAGCACAAAGACUGAAUUUGGUAGCUCUGGAGCACCACAAACCCGUCCAAAUACAACACAUACACCAUUAAAAGAAUGGAAUGUCUUAUAUACCACACAAAUUACUCAAAAGGCAAAAAGAUAUCAUGAUGGCAUAUUGCGACUUGCACUAUGCGGUUCUCAUAACAAUCAGAUUUUCUUAUUGGAUGAAGAUGGUGCAGUACUGAGCAGCAAGUUCCUCAGGUCAGCUGAAAAUGUGGAAAAAGGCAACAAGAUUGGGUUGUCCAACUAUCUGGUUGAAGUUUGUGAGCCACUAACUUCCCUGGAAGAAGGUCUCCAUCAGGUUCCUUCAGUGCAAGUUGCAUGUUCUAGCUGCUCUAAUGACAGCAAAUUCACAACUAAUACGGAAAAUCUUAGUGGCAUGAUGCUGCCUACUGAAGAUUUACAGAAGGGUCAUUCAGAGCAAGUUAUAGGUUCUAGUGGCUCAAAUAUUGGGAAGUCUACGAGCUGUGGAAGGCUGCUAAAUGAUGAGCCAUUGCGUGAUGCCUGCCAAAUUCUAUCUAUUCUUCAAAAGCCAUUGCCAAAAGAGAAUGUCGACCAAAGAAAGCUGCCAGUAGAUCAAGCUCAUUCAUCACCAUCUUCAGACUGCACCUUAUUGGAUGUACAAAGUCAUACCAAGGAGCUUAGUGUGCCAGGGAUGAAUUUUUUGAGGGAAACUGUUGGUGACAAACAUGACUAUGACUCUGCUGGAGGUGCUGCUCAAACCUCUACGUCAGGAAGUCCCUUCGUAGAUUUUGAAGCUUCUCAGGAAGUUCAUACUUCGAGCAUUAUCAUUGCGGCAGACAUUGAUAGUGAAGAGAAAUUGCCAUCAGAUGGUUGUUCAUCUACUUGCAAUCAGUUAUCUGGGCAAGUGGCACCAGAAACUUCAGCAACCAUAACGGUUAUGGAGUCUACUGAGAAAAGUUAUGCGGGCAUGACAGUUUCCACUGCAGGAUCCAGAGUCUCAGAUGCUAAUGCUUGCACUUCGUUCAGGAUGAGUCAAGGAAAUGUGUCUGAUAAUAGUAGUGCUGAUAAUGAUAGGAGUCCAGGACCUCCAGGAACGAGUGGUACUGGCAUCUUGGGUGUCUAUAGCGUGAAAUAUGAAAGUACCGAUCAGAUCUGUACCGAGAACAAAGCAGAUGGGAGGCUUGGAAGGGUCCCCUUGUUGGACGAAUCAGAAUCUCUAAAUGCGACAACUAAGAAUUCCGAGUGUCAGUGCUCGACAAGUAUGUGCCUUGAUGUGGACGAAGCACCUACAUUUGAUUUGGGUCUCUAAAUAAAGGAUCAGCAGUAUGUUGUUGCUGCGGCUCAAAGCUUAGACAUUCAUCGGGCCAUUCAUUUGCUUUUCCCUGGCCAAGCUUGCCGUUCUGAGCAGCAGAAAAGUUAGUGCUAUGGUCCAUUUCUUCUAUAGUCCUCAUGAUUUCAGUGCGUCACUGUAAACGUAAAUCAAAUCAUGCUCACUUGCACUUGCACCGUUGCUUCAAGCCCUAUGGUUAAAUCCACUGGCCUCCUGAUUUCGAUUUCUUAUAACACCCUCUCUCCUUGGAAAAUAAUUUCGAUGUUGAAACGUG
Molecule: messenger RNA, 2189 nt
Organism: Phoenix dactylifera (date palm)
Lineage: Eukaryota; Viridiplantae; Streptophyta; Magnoliopsida; Arecales; Arecaceae
Biological process (GO): double-strand break repair
Cellular component (GO): site of double-strand break; nucleus
Source: RefSeq, a predicted model, not a curated record